Daucus carota subsp. sativus is the source of this 955-nucleotide messenger RNA. RefSeq names its product small ribosomal subunit protein eS8. Gene Ontology annotation, cellular component: ribosome; cytosolic small ribosomal subunit. Gene Ontology annotation, molecular function: structural constituent of ribosome. The record is from RefSeq and is a predicted model, not a curated record. Gene Ontology annotation, biological process: maturation of SSU-rRNA from tricistronic rRNA transcript (SSU-rRNA, 5.8S rRNA, LSU-rRNA); translation. The transcript is spliced from 5 exons. Lineage: Eukaryota; Viridiplantae; Streptophyta; Magnoliopsida; Apiales; Apiaceae. Bases 137 to 799 code for a protein of 220 amino acids.
CGAGAAACGACGUCGUAGAGAGUGUAAAGGCGAUUAUAAAUUAGGGUUUUGCAACAAACCCUACUCUCAUUCGGCGUCUUUAGGAGGCAGAGAGAGAGAGGGAGGAGAGAGAGAGAGUUUGACAUCGUCGGCAGCCAUGGGUAUUUCUCGUGAUUCUAUGCACAAGAGGCGUGCCACUGGUGGCAAAAAGAAAGCUUGGAGGAAGAAGCGAAAGUAUGAGCUCGGAAGACAACCCGCGAACACAAAGUUGUCAAGCAACAAGACAGUUCGAAGGGUACGUGUUCGAGGUGGUAAUGUUAAGUGGAGGGCCCUGAGGUUGGAUACAGGUAAUUUCUCCUGGGGUAGUGAGGCUGUGACACGAAAGACCAGAAUUCUGGAUGUGGUUUAUAAUGCAUCAAACAAUGAGUUGGUGAGGACACAGACCCUUGUGAAGAGUGCAAUUGUUCAGGUUGAUGCUGCACCAUUCAAGCAGUGGUACCUUCAACACUAUGGUGUCGAGAUUGGUCGCAAGAAGAAACCGUCUGCUGCUGCUGCCAAGAAAGAAGGAGAGGAUGCUGAGGCUGCUGCUGAGGAGGCAAAGAAGAGCAACCAUGUCCAGAGAAAAAUUGAAAAGCGUCAGGAGGAUCGCAAGAUUGACUCACAUAUCGAAGAACAAUUUGGAGGUGGGCGUCUGCUAGCUGCAAUUUCAUCACGACCUGGCCAAUGUGGCCGUGCUGAUGGAUACAUUCUGGAGGGAAAGGAGCUGGAAUUCUACAUGAAGAAACUCCAGAAGAAGAAAGGAAAGGGUGCUGCUGCUUAAAAAAAAUCACCACAUUAACUGAGUUUGAUUUCAAGUUGUUUUCUCUUUAUUUGUGAACACAUGAAUUGUAGGAUCUAUUGAGCUUGCUCAGCCAGCCUUUUUGAUGUGACAAGAUGUUUUAUAUGUUAUGAGAAUUCAGUUGCAUUGAUAGCUAAA